AUGACUAGUCAAGAUCCAUUCCGAGAUCGGUACCAAUGCUUCCAGAGUUCUAUCCAUUCUCGUGGCAACCAACAUGAAGGCUGGACGACAAAUGUCGAUGCCCUGUCUCCUUUCGUCUGGCCUAUGAAUUGGAGCUUAAUUUCACGCCCAUUCAAUAAUGAAGAGACACGAGCUACACUCUCAGGUCCUCGAUUCGCUGAAACGCUUCCGGUGUCCACUGACGAAGGGAUCUUUGAUCGAGUAUGGAUCUUCUUCUUUCCACCUUCCUGCGAAUGGCCAAACACUAGAACUUCGAAACUCAAGAACUCCUCUUUGCUUCGUUAG
Protopolystoma xenopodis is the source of this 324-nucleotide messenger RNA. The record is from the annotation of a GenBank genome assembly. NCBI's taxonomy places the organism in Eukaryota, Metazoa, Platyhelminthes, Monogenea, Polystomatidea, Polystomatidae.